AUGACCUCAUUAGAAUGCGGCCCGCGGCCGGUCGGGGGAGACUUUGAUGACUUCUCCAAAAAUGCAACGGCACCAACCUCCACCACGUUCUCGAGUGCCAAAGAAGCGCCAAAAAAACGCUCCAACGGUUUUCGCUCUCAAAGUGAAGGAGAGAAGAAAACGGUGAAGAGUGAUAGGAACAUCGUGAUGUUCCUAAACAACGCCCAGGAUGAGGAACGAGCAUCUCCCAUGGAGUACUCCAGGCCGGGAAGACAAGUCCACAGGGGCCUAUGGAGGAGGCCGGGGGACAGUGGCGAAAAGACAACGGGACACCCACCUGCGUACGGCACAACCAUGCCCCAAAACAUCUGGCCCGUUGCCAAACUUAGAGCCGUCUAA
Messenger RNA from Knipowitschia caucasica, 378 nucleotides. NCBI's taxonomy places the organism in Eukaryota, Metazoa, Chordata, Actinopteri, Gobiiformes, Gobiidae. The record is from the annotation of a GenBank genome assembly.